Fusarium venenatum is the source of this 1674-nucleotide messenger RNA. RefSeq lists its product as uncharacterized. NCBI's taxonomy places the organism in Eukaryota, Fungi, Ascomycota, Sordariomycetes, Hypocreales, Nectriaceae. The record is from RefSeq and is a predicted model, not a curated record.
AUGUCCUACACCAUCAAAGUCCGUGUCUUUCAAACCAACCCCAACGCUUUUUUCCACAUCGUUGAAAAAGCCUGUUGGCACUAUGGAAAUGGCUGCCAGUGGACCGAGCAGAACGGCGUCUUGACUCUCACUAUGGGCAGCAGUGGUACUUCCGGUAUGCUGCGCUUCAAGACUGAGCAAAAUAAGGAGGCUUUCUUUGUCGCCCUGGGCGUGCAUAACUACAAGCCCUGGGUCGACACAGUGACCGGCCUGGGUGACGACAUCACCUGUGUCAAGGCUCUGCCUGAAUACUACGGCAAUGCGUCAGACCGUACCCGAUCUCGCGAGUCUCAGCGUACUGAGCAGACGAUUCUGAACAUUGAUCGCAGGAACAUUAAGACCAAUUACAAGGUUAAGGAGGCAACAAUUUCAACUUCAUCACAACCCCCAGAGUGGCACUUCAGAUGCGCCAGGACCCAUCGCGAUAUCCUUUGGGGCACCUCCCCAUGCGUUUUUCGACGAUCAAGCUAUGCGCAGAGCAACUUCUGCGCAAGCACACCAGACCACACGACCAUUGCGGUUUCAGAAAAUGGAUUCGUCUGGUCAACCUGCCGCGCAUACAACGAGGGCAAGCACCUGAUCGUCCGCCCUGAUGAUGUCUGGCUGGCCAUCCUCCAGAAUAUCGGCCGUUACAGUCUCCCUCGCACAGAAGAAUCCCUGUCGGAGGCAAAGCUCGACGUUCCGACCUUGAACGAGGAGGACUUUCGGAACUUCUCUACCUUGGCCGAGGAAAUGAAGUAUCUCGUCAACAGGAAAUGCUUCUCGAGGGAACGUACGAAUUCCUUGAUGCCAGGCUUUAGUACGACGUGUCCAGAAGACAUUACGGCUGCUUGUGUUUUGCUCCUCGGUCGAGAGCUCAAAGAGAAGGUUCUCGGCGACUUCCGCUUCAGAAAGGGUGGCAUUCAUUUCGCGACCCUCUCUGGAACGCCUCUAGAUUGGGGUAGCCUCCUGGAUAAAUUGAGAGAUUUCAGAAAUGAGGGUGAAGAGGUGAAGCUCUUCAUCAAAAACAUACGGCCCAUUUUGAGCCUUCUUCACUAUACUGCUCGUGAACCAGAUAGCGUAAUAGCGCGCGAGUUUAUCGAGACCAUGGUUAGGAAAACACCCCCAAAUGGCGAAGACGCUCAUUUGGUGACUGGAUGGAUCACUGCCUUUUGUCAUAUCAACCCAAAACGCCAAAAUCGGCAAUCUGACAAGGAUGGAGACGAACCAUCUGAUCAAGAUGUUGAGUCUGAAGUCUCGGAAACCAGAGACACGUCCGAAGAAGAUAAGGAAGACGAUAUAUUCCAUCAAACCGUCAACCUCUCGGAUAUCCCUGUUGGAACAGCGAGAAUGCCUGUGCGGUUGAUGGGUAAAUACAGGACUGCGAAUUGCAUCAUGGUAGGAGGGUCAAUUGCUGCGACGUGUGGACGCCAUCAGAGUAACGGAUGGGUGUAUAGGCCGAUGCCAGGAUGGAUUUUGAGCAUAAAAGAGGACAAUAAAAUGGCGCGCAUGAGACAAGAGAUCCUGGAUGAUGUGAAGCAGGAGAUUCGGCAUCAGGUGAAGGAGGCGGCUAACGAGUUUAAGGACUGCAUCUGGAGUAGUACUGCGAGCACUUUGGUGUUGAAUAGACUCGAGAGACGGUUAGAAAAAAUGUGA